AUGAGCUCCCAAUGUCACCCAGAGCAAGGCAAACGAUCGCAGGACGACUACCAAUGGAGGACUGAUCAGGGUUUCGGUAGUCGACUGCUCCGACCAUGCCGUGGGAUGUACCACGACGUGAAGAGGAGAAUGCCUUAUUACUGGGGCGAUUUACGUGAAGGCUUCACCUACCGUGUCCUUUCAGGCACGAUUCGAAUAUACUUCAUCAACCUCCUGCCAGCAAUGGCCUUCCAGCUCGAUAUGUCUUACAACACGGGGGGCUUCUUUGGCAUCAAUGAAGCCUUGCUCUCCUCGGCUCUUGCGGCGAUCGUCUUCAGUCUGCUCUCUUGCCAACCCUUGACCGUAGUUGGGGUCACUGGUCUGAUAUCACUAUUCAACUAUACCAUUUACGAUAUCAUCAAGAUAUACGAUGUUGGGCUAUAUCCGCAGUUUAUGGUCUGGGUCGGUAUAUGGGCCGCCAUUUUCCACUGGAUGAUAGCCAUCUUCAACCUCUGCGACUACAUGCGGACCGUCACAGACUUCUCCUCCCAGACAUUUGGCUUCUAUGUCGGUACAGUAUAUGUUAUAAAAGGCUGUGAAGAGCUCAGUAUCGGAUUUCAUGACGGCCAGAUCUCCAAUGGCUUCGCAUCUGCCCUUGUUGCAAUACUCUACUUUCUCACCGUCUACUUACUGGAACAAAUGGGUCAGACGACCUACACGCGGACCUGGCUACGCACAUUCCUCUCGGAUUAUGCCUAUGUCAUAGCCACUGUCUGGUGGACGGGUUUCACGCACUUCCCGGGAAACCUCGCAUACGCCCACUUCGAAUACCUUCCAACCACCCGUCCCUUCUACCCAACAGUAGAUCGGCCCUGGGUUAUGAAAUUCUGGUCACUUCCUGUCAAAUGGAUAUUCAUCGCAAUCCCAUUUGGCUUCUUGAUGACUGUCCUAUUUUACUACGACCACAAUGUCUCAUCGCUAACUGCUCAAGCACGAAAUUUUCCACUCAGGAAGCCUGCUGGUUUCCAUUGGGACUUCUUUUUGCUUGGUUGCACUUGCCUUGUUGGUGGUGUCUUGAAUAUACCACUUCCAAAUGGCCUGGUUCCACAAGCACCUGUUCACACCGAUUCGGUCACCUAUUACAAGGUGGAAUCUGUUGUGAUCGAAACAAAGAACCCAGAUGAACCCAGUAUUAUACGAAAGACGACAACAGCAGAAAGCGUGGCCGAACAACGCAUUUCCCACCUGGUGAUGGGGUUGGCACUCGUUGGCACCAUGACCGGUCCACUCUUGACGGUCAUCUCCCUCAUCCCCCGAGCCAUAAUUAGCGGAGUCUUCUUCACGGUUGGGAUGGGCAGCAUUUUGACCAACCCAAUCUUGACAGACAAAAUUGCUUUCCUCCUGCGGGACCCCAAGUUCCGGCAGCCUUCCGAUCCGUUGAACACCGUACCUCGUCGCCAGAUUUGGCACUAUCUAUUCUGGCAGUUCCUUGGCUUUGCUACGUCGAUAGCCAUCAGUCAGACCGUAGCCGCGAUAGGUUUUCCGAUCCUGAUAACAGGUCUGAUCCCCCUUCGGUGGAAACUCCUACCGCGUUUGUUCACUCGCCGCGAGUUGGAGGUCCUGGAUUCCCUGACGGCGACCAGUGAAGUCGUAUUGGUUUCACUGGGUGGGAAGCCAGAGAUGCCCGAAGCCCGUCGGGAUUUGCAGAUGAAGCAGAACAGGCAAUCUUUGGAAGAUGGAUCUGGUGAUGUUCUGGAGGGUACCCUAAAGAAUGAUCAAGGAGAUCUACGGCAACGAAAAUGA
Exophiala bonariae is the source of this 1782-nucleotide messenger RNA. RefSeq lists its product as uncharacterized. Gene Ontology annotation, molecular function: solute:inorganic anion antiporter activity. The record is from RefSeq and is a predicted model, not a curated record. NCBI's taxonomy places the organism in Eukaryota, Fungi, Ascomycota, Eurotiomycetes, Chaetothyriales, Herpotrichiellaceae. The coding region runs from base 1 to 1782 and encodes 593 amino acids. Gene Ontology annotation, cellular component: basolateral plasma membrane; plasma membrane. Gene Ontology annotation, biological process: borate transport; monoatomic anion transport; monoatomic ion homeostasis. The transcript has a single exon.